Canariomyces notabilis is the source of this 1190-nucleotide messenger RNA. RefSeq lists its product as uncharacterized. The transcript has a single exon. The record is from RefSeq and is a predicted model, not a curated record. Lineage: Eukaryota; Fungi; Ascomycota; Sordariomycetes; Sordariales; Chaetomiaceae. Gene Ontology annotation, molecular function: structural constituent of ribosome. Gene Ontology annotation, cellular component: mitochondrial large ribosomal subunit. The coding region runs from base 176 to 964 and encodes 262 amino acids.
CUUCACGAUUUUUUGAUUUCGGCUUCAUCCCGCAGUUGCUGGCCGGUCCCGAUCCGUUUACGAACGACGCAACACAAAACCCGCGCGUCCCCCGACAGAGACUCGCCAAUGCGACCGUCAUAGCACCGGAUCGACGUUAAUUCCAUCCACACCGCACCGGGAGAGGAGAAAAACCAUGCCUCCGUCACUCCCCCUGCAGUCCAGCCUGCGGGCAUCGGCAUCGGCAUCGGCAUCAGCUUCCAAACCCUCCAGCAGCAUCUCGACCCUCCUCAGCAAGACCCUCCUCAGCAGCCGCAUCACCCGCCGCGCCCUCACCACCACCCCCCUACUACAAUACAAACAACCCCCCGUACCGGGCUCCUCCCUCCCGAUCCCCUCCGCGCGCGCCCCCUGUCCGGAGAUCCCACCCUACCCCUACGGCCCGCGGCCCUUCUACCACCAAUCCAACACCGGGCUCUACGGCAGCGCAGCGAUCCGCUUCGGCAACAACGUCUCCGAAAAACACAACGUCAAAACCCGGCGCAACUGGCGGCCCAACGUGCACCACAAGCGUUUGUGGUCUGAAUCCCUCAACGUCUUUGUCUCGACCCGUGUGACCGCCCGCGUGCUGCGCACGAUUGACAAGGCCGGUGGACUGGACGAGUACCUGCUCAAGAGCAAACCGGCAAGGGUUAAGGAUCUGGGACCGUGGGGUUGGAGGCUGCGCUGGCGGAUUAUGCAGACUCCGGUCGUGAGGGAGAGGUUUGCGAGGGAGAGGGAGGCGCUUGGGUUACCGAUGAAGGUGGAGGAGGAGGAGGAGGGUGUGAUGGCGACGCUGCCGGAUGGAAGUACUGUUUCGGGAGAGGCGCUGAUGGCGGAGACGGAUAGGAUGUUGAGUGAUGAGGCUGUGUUUGAGCUUGGUGCAAGGGAAGCGGAGGAGACGGGGGAUAAGUUCAUGCGGGAGGAGAAGCCGGUGAAGGAGUAGGGUUUGUGAGCAUGGGCAUACGUAUCAUCAAGAUCUGUACAAUAUGUAAACUUUGAUGUGUAAAACGGGCCAAGUCCCUACCAGUUGUCCUGGGGAUUCUUUACACGAAGCUCAUGGCAAAAUGGUAUUCAGUACGGCUUAGCAUCAUGUACCAAGUGUCAUCGGACGAUCACCAAUACCAUCCAGGAUUGAGUUCAGGUUCAGGGCGAAUCCAUCAAAAUGACAA